AUGCAAGCCGAGAAAGACGCCGAAUUCGUGGGUGCGGCGCUGGACGCCGGCCUCCGCGCCGCUCGCUUCUCGUUGCCGCCGUCCUCAGAGGAGUUCGCAGCCUCCAUCGAGCCCAAGAACGUCCCCGCCGUAUUCCGCGGUGUGCUAAAGGGUUCUGCGGCCUUAUCCCGGUGGGAUCCUCUCCAUGGUGGCCUCGACUACUUGCUGGAGAAGGUGGGACCUGAUGUUGCCGUGGAAGCCAUGAUGUCGAACACUGGGCAUGUGUUCUAUGGGGAUCUUAGAAGCCAUGAGAGGGUGUCUAUCCCGUUCUCUACAUUCAUGCAAUCCUGCAAAUCUCACCUGGGGCAUCUGAAUGCUGCUAGUGAUUCAUCCAAAGAUAAGGGGAUUGGGAAGGAUUCAACUUGUUCAGAUAAAAUGUUUCCAGCCAGCUCAGAGAAUUCUGAGCAACUCUACUUGGCACAGGUGUCAAUUCUGAACACCGAGAACAAAGAUAGAUCCUCUUUACAAGUUUUAAAAGAGGACAUUCAGGAGCCUAUAUUUCUGAAAGGGAAAUCUUUUUCGUCCAUCAACUUUUGGAUGAGUAGAGCUCACAUGAGAUCAAGUACCCAUUAUGAUCCCCACCAUAACCUUCUCUGCGUGAUGGCUGGAUGCAAAAAAGUAACUUUGUGGUCUCCUUCCGCGUCCCCAUUUUUGUAUCCAAUGCCUGUAUAUGGGGAGGCCUCCAACCAUAGUUGUGUCAGCAUUGAGGAACCAGAUUAUUCAAGCUAUACAAGAGCAAAAUACAUGAAGGAAUAUUCUGAAAGAGUCAUCCUAAAUUGUGGUGAUGCUCUUUUCAUACCAGAAGGAUGGUAUCACCAAGUUGACAGCGAUGAUUUGACCAUAGCAGUUAACUUUUGGUGGAAGUCAAGAAUAAUGACUGAAAUGUUAGAACAUAUGGAUGGCUACUAUCUGCGUCGAAUUAUGAGGAGACUGGUGGAUACAGAGAUGAACAAAAUAACACAGAUGAGUUCCUUUAGUCAUUCAGAAAGAAACCACGAUUUUCAGUCUACGGAUGGAUUAUCAGAAGCAGGUUCCCAACCAUUCAACAAGGUUACAAAUUCUGAUACAUCUGACAAGAAAGGUGCAGCGCUGCAAUCUUUGAAGCCCUGCACCCUCCAAGCGCUCUAUGAGCUCAUGUCACUGGUUCACAACAGUGUUGAAGCGGUUGACCAGAAUGACAGGGCAGAAUCUGCAUCUCAGGAUACAUCUGUGUGCCAAAGCAAUGAAAGGAAGAAGACUGCUGCAGAUGAUUCAUCUCUCUUGGAGAAAGAUCCGGUUGCAAAAAUAAUUUUGCCAGUUGAACCAUUUGAAUUGCGGGGUAUGCUACUAGCAAUGGUGCACACUUUCCCAAGGACAUUAGAAGGUUUAGUCCUCAACAUACUUGGACCCACAGGAGCAGAGAUACUGACUAGGAAGUUCGAUGAGAUUGAUCAAGGAAGCACACCAGAAGAACAAGCUGAGUUUUACAAGAUAUUCUACAGUGCGUUUGAUGACCAGUAUGCUGCAAUGGAUGCGCUUCUCAAUAGGAAGGAGUUGUUUUCUUUUCAGGUAUUCCAGAGUGUCCUUGACCAAUAUCUGAGGGUGUGUGUUGACCGCCCCAGCUAAUGUAUCACGGACAAAUGCAUGGAGGAUGGAACAAAGAGCUGGUGUGUGGCGUCCUUAUUUUUUCCGACAACUUUGGUGUUGGGCGUCCUUGUAGUGCACGGUGUCUAACUUCGGAAAUUUAUUUUAACUGGUUGUUGGAUCAAAGCUUGAUUGAAGGCCGCAUUGCUGUCCAGAACUUACGCUUUUGAAGGCAGUUGAGGAUUCAUUUGAGAGUCGAGCUUCUUUGUUUGGAGCCGCAAGAGGGAUCAUGUAUGACAACCAAUUGAUUUUUUUUCCACGGAUUAUCAUUCUAAAUUCCUGCCGAUGAUUUA
Molecule: messenger RNA, 1955 nt
Organism: Lolium rigidum
Lineage: Eukaryota; Viridiplantae; Streptophyta; Magnoliopsida; Poales; Poaceae
Exons: 15
Coding region: 1-1644 (547 amino acids)
Molecular function (GO): 2-oxoglutarate-dependent dioxygenase activity
Source: RefSeq, a predicted model, not a curated record